Messenger RNA from Papaver somniferum (opium poppy), 1645 nucleotides. RefSeq names its product bifunctional protein FolD 1, mitochondrial-like. NCBI's taxonomy places the organism in Eukaryota, Viridiplantae, Streptophyta, Magnoliopsida, Ranunculales, Papaveraceae. The record is from RefSeq and is a predicted model, not a curated record. Bases 136 to 1254 code for a protein of 372 amino acids. The transcript is spliced from 5 exons. Gene Ontology annotation, cellular component: cytosol. Gene Ontology annotation, biological process: tetrahydrofolate interconversion. Gene Ontology annotation, molecular function: methenyltetrahydrofolate cyclohydrolase activity; methylenetetrahydrofolate dehydrogenase (NADP+) activity.
UGGAUCUACGGAUGGACCCAAAAAGAGUUUCUGUACGUUGCAUUCCAGGUCCCCAAUGUUGCAUCUGUUCCUCCUCCUCCAUAAACCUAGUUACUGAGGGUUUAGAAUCUGUGAACUCAAACCAAAAGAGAAAUCAUGAUGAUGAUGAUGCAUAAUGGCAGUAGAAAUCUAUGGAAGAAGAUGUGUUUAAAUCCGAGGAUUUUAUAUUCAUAUUCAUAUUCAACAAACUCUCUCUCAACCACUCUUCUCAAUAACUCUCUGCGAAUCCUUGGUCCUGAUCUUCCUGAAAUUUGGAUUCCCAAUCCUUCAUCUCCUUCUCGACCUCCGAUUAAUACUCGUCGCUCUCCUUUUAUCUUUAAUCACCAGGAGCAGACUGCUGCUGUUAUCGAUGGGAAGAUGAUGGCAGACGAAAUAAGAUCAGAAAUAGCAAAUGAAGUUAGCAGGAUGAAAAAUGAAAUCGGAAAGGUUCCUGGUUUGGCUGUUGUUUUGGUGGGAGAAAGAAAAGAUUCUCAAAUUUAUGUCCGUAAGAAAAUAGAAGCUUGCGAAGAAGUUGGAAUCAUGUCUUUAAUGACAGAGCUACCCGAGGAUUGCACAGAAAUUGAAGUGCUUGAUGCUGUUUCAAGUUAUAAUGUGGAUCCAGCAGUUCACGGUAUUCUUGUGCAACUUCCUCUGCCCCAACAUAUGAACGAGGAGAAGAUUUUAAAUGAUGUGAGCCUUGAAAAAGAUGUUGACGGUUUCCAUCCAGUGAACAUGGGGAAUCUUGCCAUGACAGGAAGAGAUCCGUUGUUCAUCCCAUGCACCCCAAAGGGCUGUAUUGAGCUACUGCUCCGCUCUAAUGUGGAAAUCAUGGGAAAGAAAGUAGUGGUGAUUGGGAGGAGCAAUAUUGCUGGGUUGCCUACUUCUUUACUAUUGCAGAGGCACCAUGCGACAGUCAGCGUCGUGCAUGCCUUCACUAAAAACCCUGAAAAAAUCACACGUGAAGCCGAUAUUGUGAUCUCUGCUGCUGGAGUAGCCAACCUAGUCCGUGGCCAUUGGUUAAAGCCAGGUGCAAUCGUGAUAGAUGUGGGGACAAAUCCGGUUGAGGACCCUGAUAGUGAAAGCGGUUACACCCUCACAGGAGACGUUUGCUAUGAAGAAGCAAUUAAGGUAGCAUCAGCGAUAACCCCAGUGCCUGGAGGAGUUGGACCUAUGACAAUCGCAAUGCUUCUUUCAAACACUCUCGACUCUGCCAAACGUGCAUACAGAUUCCCUUGACCAUUAGCGCCAACUUUGCUCGUAAUACUUUUAAGUGAUGUUCCGCUAUGUAAUCCUACGUCUUUCUCCUCCCUUUUGAUGUUCACCAUUUUUGUAAAGCAUUACAGCAUUGCCAUAAACAUAGACGUGUAUUUGGCACAAUCUGCUGUGUAAUAUUGCUAAUUGCUCGUCUUUGGUAUGUAAAUGUUGUUUAGGAUGCUUUGGCUUGGGUGCCCUGAAGACGAAUCAAGUAGCUUCAUCGGUAACAGAUAUUCUGCUUCAUCGAAUCAGUACUCUAGAUAAUACAAAUAUGCCUAUUAACGGUACACAGCAUACCGAAAGUUGUAUCAAACACGUUCUUUGUAUAUCUACCUCUCUUUUCUGAAAUUAAGUCUAUGAUCAUUGUGUUAAA